This is a messenger RNA of Syngnathoides biaculeatus (alligator pipefish), 555 nucleotides long. It is a transcript of the gene mrpl48, whose product is annotated as mitochondrial ribosomal protein L48. Lineage: Eukaryota; Metazoa; Chordata; Actinopteri; Syngnathiformes; Syngnathidae. The coding region runs from base 1 to 555 and encodes 184 amino acids. Gene Ontology annotation, cellular component: mitochondrial ribosome. The transcript is spliced from 5 exons. The record is from RefSeq and is a predicted model, not a curated record.
AUGAGAUGUUGCCUGCGGUGUGCAGGAGGUGCGGUGGAGACCCAAGAAAGGCAAUACAGAGGGUCUUCGACCGAAGGCAUCGGGAGGUGGCGCCAUCUCCUACCCAGACAAGCGCCAAAGAAAAAGAAAGACAAGCAUCAGAUGCUGAGCAUCGCGGGCGCCACAGACACGGCGUACGGGACCCUCAACGUCAACGUGUCGGGCUACGACAUGACGGCGGUGGAGCACUUCGCCCAGUACGUCCACAACCUGUGCGCCCGGCUCGGCAUCGGCGUCGCGGAAAGCUAUGCCCUCCCCACACAAAGCACGGAGCUGAUGCUUAUGCAGGAGAGCGGCACCAAGAUGUACGUCGACUCGCUUCUGAAGACCCACAAACGCGUCAUUCAGUUGCAGAGCCUGAAGGCUUCGCUGUGCCCCAUCUUUGUGGACGUCCUGCUGAAGAACCAGCCGGAGGGCGUCGACCUGUCGGUGAAGGAGCACACAGAGGCUGACUUCCUGGCCCGCUUCAAGGCGCGACCUGAGCUGGAGGGUCUCGUGGCUCAGAUGAGUCCGUAG